This is a messenger RNA of Aphis gossypii (cotton aphid), 1838 nucleotides long. Its product is annotated as valacyclovir hydrolase-like. The record is from RefSeq and is a predicted model, not a curated record. Lineage: Eukaryota; Metazoa; Arthropoda; Insecta; Hemiptera; Aphididae. Bases 467 to 1267 code for a protein of 266 amino acids. The transcript is spliced from 6 exons.
AAAAUUAUUAACUAGAGUGACUUGAUUGUUUUUUUUUAAUUGUUCACAUUAAAAUAUAGGUAUUGAAUAAAUUUUUCUUUUUAUAUAGAUAACUGAUAAUAUUUGUCGGCAUUCACAAUGAACCAACGAUCCGCUAUUUCAAGAGAUGGUUUUAACCAUAAAGUCGUUUCUACAUCCCAUCAUUCAAACCAGAAACCAGAAACCUAACCUAACGAGAUACUGAAACACUGGUCAGAUUAGUCGUUACUCGUAUAACCUCCGUGUCGCCAGUACUCAGCAGUUGGCACACAAGCGUUCAGCAAUUGCAGAUGGUGUAUGAGAGGAUGCAAAGUUUCCAGUAGUAAAACAGUAUUUUGGUGUUUUUAAACGCAUAAAAAUAAAUUUGGAUUAAAUUGUAACUGUAAUUUAUAUUAUGAGUCGUACUAUAUAUAUUAAAUAAUUUUUUUUAACUAAUUAUUCAUUGUUCAUGAUAGACCAACAAACCACAGUUUCAACAGAAAUAACGAAUUCGACAAAAAUCAAAGUCAAAGGCUUUGAAAUAAACUACUUUAAAAUUGGAAAUGGACCACAGAAAUUGUUGAUUUUUCCUGGAGCUUUAGGUCAAGUUACUAAUUUUGAACCACUGAUAGAAAACUUCGAUCGAAAAAAAUAUACGAUAUACAUAUGGGAUCCUCCCGGUUACGGUUUGAGUCGACCGCCGAACAGAGAUUUUUCACCGGGAUUUUUGUACCGUGACGCCGAUUGCGCCAUUGCGCUCAUGGAGGCGUUGUGCAUCGACAGGUAUUCGAUGUUGGGCUGGUGCAACGGCGGUUGCACAGCUCUGAUCGCAGCGUCCAAAGCCGCUGACCGAGUGGAAAAGCUAGUGGUGUGGAGCUGCAACGCAUACGUCACUAGCAAAGAUCUCGAAUUCUACGAGACGACGCGUGACGUCUACGCGUGGUGUGAGAAGAGGAGACUUCCUCAAUUCCAAAUGUACGGCGAGAAGUACGUGUCGGACACUUGGUCCGGGUGGAUAGAUGCCUUCCAUAAAAUACUCGACGAAGACGACGGUGACGUAUGCCGCGGAGUACUGGCCGAAAUAAACGCACCCACGCUCAUCCUGCACGGAUCAGAGGAUGACCUCGUACCGAUCGAGCACGCCGUAUACCUACACGAUAACAUCAAGGGCUCGACACUUGAAGUAUUUCCAGGUGGCAAGCAUAUCUUACAUAUUUUGUUUCCAGAAAAAUUCAAUUCGUUAGUGGAUAACUUUCUUACUAUACAGUAAUAAAUCAGUUAUUUUAUACUUAUAUAAUUUAUAUUAUUUUGAUUACAGUAAAAUAUUAUUUUAUUUUUAAUUUGAACUUAAUAAAAUAAAUAAAUAUUAAAAAAAUAUAUAAAUAUAUUGUACAGUAUUUAGAAUUUUACAUAAUAUAAAAUAGUGUUAAUCAGUGGUUCUUAACCUUUUGUAGAUCACGGACCCCCGAUGAACAAUUUCUAGAUACCGCGGAUCCCCUAACAAUUUUUUUGAAUACUUUUUUUUUACAUCUCAUGUUAACAUAACCAAAAUUAUAAUAAAUAUUCUAUAUUAUAAUUGCAUAAGUUUACAUAACAAAACAUAUUAAUUAAAAAUUAAACAUUUAUAAUAAUAUCUUGUCACGACGUUUUAAGCCUGCCGUGGACCCCGGACAUGAGUAUCGCGGACCCCCAGGGACUUUGGACCACAGGUUAAUAACCGCUGUAGUAUUUUAUAAUUAUGUAUAACAUCACUAUUAAGUUUUUAAUUUACAUAUUAUUAUUAUUAUUAAGUAUUACAUUGAUUUUAAUUUUCAAUAGUAAAAUAUAUAAAAUUUCGUAGA